Molecule: messenger RNA, 3020 nt
Organism: Anguilla rostrata (American eel)
Lineage: Eukaryota; Metazoa; Chordata; Actinopteri; Anguilliformes; Anguillidae
Product: V-set and immunoglobulin domain-containing protein 10-like 2
Exons: 12
Coding region: 1-2523 (840 amino acids)
Molecular function (GO): protein binding
Source: RefSeq, a predicted model, not a curated record
AUGGGGCAUGGACCAUUAGGGGAGGCCUAUUUCUGCCUGAGCGUCUGCCUGCUCCCUCUGCUUCUGCAAGGUCUGGAGAUCCUGGACCCCGGGGAGGUGGUCUACGUGCGCACGGAGACCAAGGGGGUGGUGGGCCGCUCGGUGAUGCUGGAGUGCGGCAACACCCUGCCGGACGUCUACAUCUGGGGCUUCACGGCGCCGGGGAACGACCAGAUCCGCGCCGUGGUCUACAACUUCGGCCAGGGCCCCCGCCUCCAGAAGCUGGCCACCAGCCUCGGGGAGCUGAGCGUCAUCUCCGACUCCUCCUCGCUGCUCAUCGACAGGCUGCCGCUCUUCGCCCAGGGCCUCUACACCUGCCAGGCCCUGUACGACACCACCGAGGGCGCCAAGGUCUACUACUACUACGUCCGGCUGCUGGUUCUGGUGCCCGUGUCCAAGCCCUACAUCCUGGUGAGCGACACCUCGCCGGCGGAGGGCACGCACCUGUGGAUGCGCUGUAACCUCGACAACGGCACGGGCCCCAUAAACUACUCCUGGGAGCGGGAGAACCGCGACGGCGUCACCGCCAAGGUCUCCGAGGGCGACGUCAGCCUGAUGAACGUCACCGUGGUGAGCCGCAACCACACCGGCUGGUACCGCUGCCUGGCCAACAACGAGGUCAACCAGCAGCGCAGCGACCGCAUCUGGCUGGACAUCAUCUUUGGCCCUGAUGCUCCUCUGAUCGACAUCACCCCGUACUCUGUGACGGAGCGGGGCUACUCAGCCCUGGAGCGGGAGACGGUCACCCUGCAGUGCCGGGCCUCCUCCAACCCCCCCAGCCUGUACGUCUGGUUCUACAACAACUCGCAGGUCUACACCGGCCCCCAGUACACCAUCACCAAGAUCCUGCGCAUGCACACCGGCCAGUACUCCUGCCUGGCCCAGAACACGUACCUGAACACCCGCUCCAAGACCACCAUCACCCUCACCGUCUACUAUCCGCCUGACGGAAAUCCCACUUGCGCCAUUCUCCCCGGCAACAACUACACCGACCUGGCCCUCUGGUGCUCCUGGGCGGGGGGUUACCCCCAGCCCUCGUUGGCCUGGACUGGCACGGACCCCUUGGCGAACACGUACGGGUGGGAACGGUCUCCGGGCAAUGCCACCCUGAUGCAGCCUGGCGCCAGGACCGCGAACCGCGCCACGUUCACCUGCCUGGGCACGCACGUGGCCCUGAACACCACCGCCAGCUGCAACGCGACUGCACUGCUGCCCCCUGGUGAGCCGCAGUGCUCCGCGUACGCCACGCGCAACAACAUGUACCUGAUGCUGUCCUGCUCCUGGGAGGGGGGCACCCCCCGCGCCCUCCUGUGGUGGGCGUCCAGCAACGGGGCGCCGGAGGGCAGCUCCGAGGAGAACGCCAACAUCCUGGUCCUCCGGUCCAGCGCCACCUACAGCGGGAAGGCCUUCGCCUGCAACGCCAAGCACCCGCUGGCCAGCCCCAACAAACAGUGCACCUUGAAGCUGGAGGCUCCGGUCCUGGUGACCCAGCGCAGCGUGGUGUCCGUGUACGAGGGCAGCGACGUGCAGCUCGCCUGCGUCCUCAAGGCCAACUACCCGGCCACCGAGAUCACCUGGUACAACAACCUGCGGGACCAGGUGUGGGACACGCCCAGGAAGUACCUGCUGCACAGCGAGGCCGCCUGGUCCAACCUGACGGUGCGCGAGGCCGACGGGCUGCGGGACAGCGGCCAGUACUGGUGCUCCGCCACCAACGCCCUCGGGGGGGCCGAGAUUCCCAUCAUGCUCUACGUCAGGAAGUACCCAGCCCCGCCCAACGUGACCAUCAGCAAGAUCGUGUACAACAGCCGGCAGCGGACCGAGGUGGACCUGGAGUGGCAGACCCAGACCGAGGGGGACCUGACCGGGUUCUACGUGGAGCGGCAGCGGUCUCGAGCGCCGGGCGGAAAAUCGGGCGGCGCCACCGCCGCCCCCGCGCUCUGGCAGACGGUGGCCGACCUCCAGCCGGACGCCCGCAGCCACACGUUCCCCGGCCUGGACCCCGCCGCCACCUACGCCUUCCGCAUCACCGCCGUCAACCGCCGCACCGUCGGGCACCCGUCCGAGGUCAGGACCCCAGCGGACCCGCCCUUCAGCGCGUACCCGGCCGUCAUCGGAGCCGCCAUCGGGGGCAUGAUGGUGGCCAUGAUCGGCACCAUGCUGCUGUUCGUCUACAUCGUGAGGAACCGCAACAACAACAGACGCCUUCACGACUUGAUCUUUGGAAUGCAACACAGCCAGUCCAGGGAGAACAUCAACUUCCCGGAGGACGAGGCUGCUGGGGGGAUAGAGGGAGAUGAGGGUGCGGGGGAAGGGGGCCUCCCAGUGGCCGGGCAGAGCCCCCGAGCCACGAGACCCAGCUCUCACGCCAGCGCAGGACUAGCAGCGUCAUCGGCAAGCCCCGCCUCCAUUUCAGAAGGCCUGCCCCCUGGAGGUGGCGACGAACCCGUCAACGUCACCAUUACCGUCACGGCUACCAGCUGAGGACCCGCCCCCUCACAGACUUGUGUUUGGUUUGGGAGGCUCAGAGGAGGACUGAAUGAACAUUGGUCCUGCAAAACAUCCGUUUUACAGAUUACACGCAUUUCAUUGGCUGUUUCCACAAUGAAAUGCCGGUCUCCCAUCACACUACAACAAUAUAUUUUCACUUCAGUUUGACUCAUUUCUCUGAGAAUUUCUAAAUACAAAUAUAUUUAUUCACAAAAUGAAAAUAAUGUUUUAGGGAAAAAUUGGACAACACUAAAGUACACUAGCUCUUUUUUAAUAUGAUUCUGUCACAUUUCAUAUAACCCUUUUGUUCAGGACACCAUUUCCAUGGUAGGAUUUCAGAUAGCUACUUUGAAUUGAAUAUGACACCUCUCUGAGCAUUGGCUGUAACACUACAAUGCACUUGCAUAAGCCCAAUUCAGCCUUGUCAAUGGGGUGUGUAACGUGAGGAAACAGCUUAUCUCGAGAUGAAAGAGUUUUUGUUUUUGUUUUUU